CAUCCUCUGCUCUGGGGCGUACAUACUUGUACAAACUAAAACUUGGGAGCUGUUGUUCUUCGAAGGCAGUAAAAAAUCACACAUGGAAAAUGGAAAUGAUGAAAAAGGUGAAGCAGAGGCUGUGAUAAUUGGGGGUAUGGUGUUAGAUAUUCACGCCACUCCUUCUAUUCCUCCAAACCCUAGAACUACAGCUCCUGGCAAGGUGCAAUAUGCAGCAGGUGGUGUAGCAAGGAACAUUGCUGAGUGCGUAUCGAAACUUGGAACAAAGCCUUACAUGAUAAGUGCAUUAGGAUUGGACAUGCCAGGGAAUUUGCUGCUGGAAUACUGGAAGUCUGCAGGAUUAUCAUUAGAAGGCAUUCGAAUGAGCCAUGAGAUUGAGACUCCAGUUGUAUGCAUUGUCUUUGAUACCGAAGGAGAACCGUCGGCUGCUGUUGCAAGUGUUGAAUCACUUGAACGGUUUCUUACACCCGAGUGGGUCGUACAAUUUAAACGCAGUAUAGCAUCAGCUCCUAUCAUGAUGGUUGAUGCGAACUUAAGUCUACCAGCUCUCAAAAUGUCUUGUCAGCUGGCAACAGAAGUUGGUACCCCAGUGUGGUUUGAGCCUGUAUCUGUCGCAAAGUCGAAAAGAAUCGCUUCCGUUGCCAAGUAUGUAACGUUUGCUUCACCUAAUGAAGACGAGCUAAUUUCGAUGGCAAAUUCUCUAUCUAACAAACAAAAACUCCCCACAAUUACAAAAAAUAACAACACCACAAUAUCAUCUCUAUUUCAACAACUAAAACCCGCAAUAUGGGUUUUACUUGAAACCGGCAUCAAAGUGGUUAUUCUAACCCUCGGUUCAAAAGGCGUAUUAUUAUGCUCUAAAGGACGGUUCAACUUUAAACAUAUCGGGCCAAAAAGAAACGACAGGUCACAUGAAAUAGGCAGAAGGUUAUACGAUACCAUAAGUCAACUCUGCCCAUCUGAACGGUUUUUUAGUGCAUUAAGGCUUGAAGAAAGGUCUAGUAUGAGCCCGUAUGUGGUGCAUUUUCCAGCUGUCGAAUGUGCGUCAGUUGUGAGACUGACGGGUGCUGGUGAUUGUUUGGUUGGUGGAGCGGUUGCUUCGAUUUGUGCGGGUUUAGAUGUUAUGCAAAGUGUUGCGGUUGGAAUUGCGGCUGCUAAAGGUGCUGUUGAGGUGGAGACAAAUGUACCUAAUGGUUAUAAUUUGGAUCAAAUUGCAGCCGAUGCACGAUCAGCGUACUUGGGUGCCAAGGUUGUUUUUUGUGAAUCGACACUGUGAAACACUGUCUGCAAGGGAUUCCUAGACGUCAAAAUGAAGCAUAUUUUACAAGUCACUUUUGAAGGCUUGUCCGAUCGUUAAUCGGUUAUUAUACGAAAGUGAACACUGUGUACUGACAUUCAACCGCAAGUGCUAUUUGGAUGUUUGAAACUCUUGAUUUUUCUUGAGGAUUUAGUUAUAAAUUCAGGGGCCAAUGCGAGCUCUAUAUCUAAAGCCGUAAGCUGAGUUCGUUGCUAACUUUUUAAGCUUGAGUUUGGCUUAGAUUUGGCUCUGCUGGUGUAUUAUUUAUUCCAUAUUUGAUUAUCCUGUUUAUAUACUCCUAUUUUAAUAUAAA
This is a messenger RNA of Helianthus annuus (common sunflower), 1610 nucleotides long. Its product is annotated as pseudouridine kinase. The transcript has 9 exons. Bases 83 to 1276 code for a protein of 397 amino acids. Gene Ontology annotation, molecular function: kinase activity. The record is from RefSeq and is a predicted model, not a curated record. Lineage: Eukaryota; Viridiplantae; Streptophyta; Magnoliopsida; Asterales; Asteraceae.